CCCCAGGUUCCCGAGAGACCUCCCCAAGUGUACUCGCCCGAGCCUCUUCCCUCGCGCCGCCCGGUGCCCUCGGUGUCCCCGCCGCACUGGACCGGACAUGCUGCCCGACUGCCUGUCGGCGGAGGGCGAACAGCGCUGCCGGCGGUUGCUGGCGGGAGCCACGGCCCGGCUGCGCGCGCGGCCUGCGGCGGCCGCGGUCCUCGUGCCUCUGUGCUCGGUGCGCGGGGUCCCGGCGCUACUCUACACGCUGCGGUCCAGCCGCCUGGCCGGGAGGCACAAGGGUGACGUCAGGCGAGUCCCUGCCGCAGCAGCCACCCCCAGCCCUUCAUGGCCCCACCCAGUGGCCCAAGAAGCAGGCUCCCUCUGCCUGUUCAGUUUCCCAGGUGGCAAGUGUGACCCCGCUGACCGGGACGUGGUGCACACGGCCCUGAGGGAGACGCAGGAGGAGCUGGGCCUGGCUGUGCCCGAGGAGCGGGUUUGGGGAGUCCUGCGGCCCGUGCACGACCGGGAAAAGGCCACAGUGGUGCCAGUCCUGGCCGGCGUGGGCCCGCUUGAUCCCGAGAGCCUCAGGCCCAACCCCGAGGAGGUGGAUGAAGUGUUCGCCCUGCCCCUGUCCCAUCUGCUGCAGGAGCAGAACCAAGGUUACACCCACUUCUGCCGUGGUGGCCACUUCCAGUACACAUUGCCCGUCUUCCUGCACGGGCCGCACCGGGUCUGGGGGCUCACAGCCGUCAUCACCGAGUUCACCCUGAAGCUGCUGGCCCCUGGUGUCUACCAGCCCCGCCUGGCCGGCCCGGAGCUGCCCCGGGGCUGAAGGCCUGGCCCCGAGCGGGCCCUGCCUUUGCCCUGCCAGGCCGGCUCCUCUCCAGGACUGAAUAAAGAGUCUUUCCCAACACUGUGGCAACUGCAUCUUCUGCACUGGAGCCCUGACCUUGGGCAGACUCCAUGGGACAGCUGGCCUGCUGGCUGGGGCACCUUGGGAUAAUCACGCUGUCACUUGCUAUGUGUGCAUAC
Cervus elaphus (red deer) is the source of this 1014-nucleotide messenger RNA. It is a transcript of the gene NUDT8, whose product is annotated as nudix hydrolase 8. The record is from RefSeq and is a predicted model, not a curated record. Gene Ontology annotation, molecular function: coenzyme A diphosphatase activity. The transcript has 4 exons. NCBI's taxonomy places the organism in Eukaryota, Metazoa, Chordata, Mammalia, Artiodactyla, Cervidae. The coding region runs from base 98 to 814 and encodes 238 amino acids.